Molecule: messenger RNA, 3434 nt
Organism: Neodiprion fabricii
Lineage: Eukaryota; Metazoa; Arthropoda; Insecta; Hymenoptera; Diprionidae
Gene: Xe7
Product: A-kinase anchor protein 17A
Exons: 8
Coding region: 994-3309 (771 amino acids)
Source: RefSeq, a predicted model, not a curated record
UUAAUGCCUGACGUUUGUAAUAAGUGGUGUGUGCAGUUAAUUUAUAGAAAAAACAAUAUUGGCAAAAUCAUUUGCCAUGUGCAAAUGCGCACAAACUUUUGCGGUCGAACAUUUGAAUGGAUGUUAAACAAACCCCCCUUCCCUGCGCCGCUCUGUUAGUCGUUGACAUAAUAUUGUGCAUCAGCACUGCGAGUGGCAGAAUACCGUACUACUAUAGAGACCUAAAAAUCAACGUAGGUUUUGCAGCAUUGAGAUUGGUCUCCUUCCCUCUUACUCCGUGACUAAUGACUGCAGCAUCUACGGCCAGUCUGGGCAAAUAACAGGCUGCGCAACGUGGGGUAGUGGUGGGGUGAAUACAAGUCCAUACUAGUCAUACUAGUUGAAGCAGGUUGAAAAAGUACUAUAUUUAUACAAAUAGUUGUGAGAAGAAAUAAAACGGUUGAUCGACAGAGGAAGAUCCGGACAGUUAAUCAUCAGCCUGAAGAUAUUACGUUGAUACCUGGAGUAGCACUUGAAAAAAACGUAGAACGAUUACGAUACGAGAUGCCGCGCAACUCCAACACCCAACAACAACCUCUCCGCUGGCAGUUCCCGUUUCAUUAGGAUUAUUUAAUCGGACCUGAGCGACGUCGUUCCGUUAUAUGCGCCGCGAGGCCUGUAUUUGAAACCAAUUGCCAAAAUUAAUGUAUCUGUUAAUCUACCUCAACUGAAGAUACCAGGUAAAAUAUCAACCGAGCUGCCGCGUAACGCUGAUGUCGAUAAUAGUCGGGGAUCUUUUACAGUUAUCAAAUACAACAACGUUGAAUAUUAUUCGAUCCAUUUUUUCUUGUCUCAAUUCUGUUGAAUCGCAUGAUAUUUCAUACAUGUAUUGGCGGUAUUGGUAUUUCUUUACCUAGAAAGUGAAAUGAUGGUGUUACAUUGCAAAAAUCGGCAGGUCUUACAGCGCAUUGGUAUGAAAUAUAAACAGGCAAAACAAUAUCAACAUGGGAGGUAAUGGAGAAGAUACGCGUCCUGGUUCGUCCCGACCAAUUCUCAUCACUGAAAGUAACGAAAAGUACAUUGGAAUUUGUGAGACUGGAGGGCGAUCUGGAAGACAAAUGCAGACUUCAGCAGGUUCUCGCCAGGCUAGAUUCCCAGCGUUUAAACCUAGCCGGAUUCCCAAAUAUCCUCAAAGUCCGGGCUGCAGAGGCCAAGGACGAGUUUCCGACCCGGCAUUCGUGGGACUCUUACUUCAGGGAUGCCAAACACAUGAACGAAUUAAAACCGGGCGAAAGACCUGACACCAUUCAUAUUACUGGCUUGCCAGUGAAGUGGUUCUGUGAGGAGGGGGCUGAAAUCCCCAGCGAGUCACUGGUCUCCAAAAUAUUCCGAAAAUGGGGACCCCUUCGGAGGGUCGAUGUCCCAGCUGCAGAUCCAUAUAGAUCAAGAAUGAGGCUUGGCACAAAUAUACAAAAAUUUAGUUUCGGCGAUGGGCUUUUCUUUGAUGCUUAUAUUCAGUACGUUGAGUAUAUGGACUUUGUCAAUGCUAUGGACGCCCUCCGAGGGAUGAAACUGUUGAAGAAGGAGCCACUCAAGUACCUUACGGCAACAAUUAAGGCUGAUUUUGACAAAACAAAACACAUGAACGACUCAAGCGUAGCCCAUCGGGAGUUUGAAAGAAAGCGACUGACUGCACAGGACAGCAUGGCAGCGGAAAAACUGCGUAAGAAGCAAGAAGCGAUUGAAUCACGCAAAGCAGAACAGAGAAAGCAAGAAGAAGCGAACAGUAACGCGAAGCAGCUUAGACGUCAGAAAAGAGAAGAAAAGCGUAAGCGAAAAGCUUUGACCAUUAUUCGAAAACAAGAAGAGGACAAGGUAUCCAUGAAAAUUGCCAGAGAGGAACGGAAACUGAUAAAGGCUCAGAGGCAGUUGGAGAGCAUACGAUUGCUUGACGAAUUGUUUGAUAGACUUAAGGUAAUGGUGAGAGUUGAGCAGAAGGAAAUUGAGAUCAAGAAAACUGAUACAGAGUCUAAAAAGGAUGUCAAAAAAUCAGAAAAGUUGGGCCAGCAAAAAACGUCAGAAAACUCGGAAUGUGAUGAGGAUAAAAAAAAAGAUCAAAAGAAUAAGAAAUCUAAAAAGAAAAAGAUUAAGAAGGACAAAAAGAAAAAGAAAAAACAAAAGAAGGACAAAAAAUCUGCGACGGACGAAGAUUCGGAUUACUCGGAUGACGGAGCAACGAAGGUAAAGAGCGUGCUUACUAGCGGCAUCGCCCUUCCAUCAUCCUCCUCAGGCCCGCUUUCAGUUGAUACUGCAGGUACGUAUCCAGUGAUGUACCCAAGCUUCGAUCCAGCCUGGUACUGGAACGGGGCCACAUCACCGUUAUUUUUCUCGCCAAUGAUGCGGGGAAUACCGAGAGGACCACCAAGAGGACGUUUUCUGCGUGGAAGAGGCAGGGGUUUCACCCCGUGGCGCGGCCAUUUCCGUCAGCCGCGUCCGUUCAACCCUCACGUCUACAACGAUCAGUACUACAAAUACUUUGCGAAGCUGACAGGGCAGGACUACCACGAUUUGGAUUUAGAGAGCGAUUGGGAACGCGACUCCAGGUCGAGAUCACAGAGUCGUAGGAGAUCCAGGACUAGAUCCUACUCCAGAUCGCGGUCAAGGAGCAGGAGGCGGAGUCGUAGUCGAAGUAGAAACAGGAGCAGGAGCAGGAGCAGAAGUCGGACGAGAAGUAGAAGCAGAAGUAAAAGUAGAACUAGGAGCAGGAGCAGGGGACGAGCCAGGAGCAGAACCAGGAGCAAAAGUAGAUCUCGUUCGAGGCGAAGAGGCGGGGCGAGGGCAAGGUCAGGCUCGCGACGCUCAAGGUCAAAUUCACGGACUAGGUCGAGGUCAAGGUCAAGGUCGAGAUCACGGUCGCGGAAAUUGAACAGGUCGAGAAGUAACUCUAGAACAAAUUCCAGCCGACGAAAGCGCAGAAGGAGAUCUGGAUCGCGAGUUAUGAUUACUCGGGCAAAGUCUCGUAGUGUUUCGCCCAAACAUAAAUCGCGCAGCAGUUCGUGGUCGCUUCCAAGAACACCGAACCGCAGGAGCUGUUCUUGGUCUAAGGACAUUGAUAGUCAGCCGAAGGAUGGCGGGGGAAAGAAGAAGAAAGAAGGAGAGAGAGAUAGAAGAAAGAAGAGCAGCACGGAGACGAGAAAGAAGGAUGAUCAUCGCAAUGAGACUGAUAGAGAUAAGAAAGUAAAUGCGAAAAAUGGGACUAUUGAGAAUGUUGAUAACGUUAGUACAACUAUUGCUGCUGCACUUCAAACUGAGGCAAUCACACCCGAUUGAUCAGGCGUUGUUGAUACUUUACUGUGAUGUGUUGGCAUACGGAAAGGCGAAGAGAGUAAGAAAUACUUGUAUAAUUAAGAAGUUGAGAGAUGUUUCGAUGAAUAAAAAAAGGUCUGAAAUUGCGA